Messenger RNA from Nicotiana attenuata, 972 nucleotides. RefSeq names its product 28 kDa heat- and acid-stable phosphoprotein-like. The record is from RefSeq and is a predicted model, not a curated record. Gene Ontology annotation, molecular function: RNA binding. The coding region runs from base 198 to 686 and encodes 162 amino acids. Gene Ontology annotation, cellular component: cytosol. NCBI's taxonomy places the organism in Eukaryota, Viridiplantae, Streptophyta, Magnoliopsida, Solanales, Solanaceae. The transcript is spliced from 8 exons.
CUAAUGUCCGAGUAGUCGCUCCAUAAGAUUCCCCACCCACACACAAAUUAGGGUUUUUUCUCCACUUAUUUCUUUUCUUUUUAAAAACAUUAUUGCGUAGAGAAAGAAGGAAGUCCGAAGAGUAGCAAACCCUUCGAUUUUCUAUCUUCAAUUCGGCUUCCUUCUUUCUCCAGUGAGUAAACUUUCAGGCGAAAACAAUGGGAAGAGGAAAGUUCAAAGGAAAGCCUACUGGCCGUCGCCAGUUCUCCACUCCCGAGGAGAUGAUUGCUGGUACUUCUGCUCGACGUCCUCGCACGUUUAGGCAGGAAGAGGCUGAAAUUGAGGAAGAAGAGAGAUCUGGGGAGUCUGAAGAGGAAUCUGAAGAAGAUUCUGAUGGAGAGAAGAAGAAAGGUACUCAGGGUAUCAUUGAGAUUGAGAACCCCAAUUUGGUCAAGCCAAAGAACGUGAAAGCUAAAAAUGUUGAUAUUGAGAAAACAACUGAGCUUUCGCGACGUGAAAGGGAAGAGAUAGAGAAACAGCAAGCUCAUGAAAGGUACAUGAGGCUGCAGGAACAAGGAAAAACGGAGCAAGCUAGGAAAGAUUUAGACCGCUUGGCUCUCAUACGUCAACAAAGAGCAGAAGCUGCAAAAAAGCGAGAGGAGGAGAAAGCUGCCAAAGAACAGAAGAAAGUGGAAGCUCGCAAGUAACGAAUAGUACCAUGAAAUGUUGUUUUCAAUUCUCCUAGUACAAGAUAUAUCCCUACCAUUAUUGGCUAAUGAUGGAGUUUACACUUCCACCUUGCGUUCAUGUCAUCGUCUAGUUUAAAUGGAGAAGAGUUCAUGCUAUAGAGGAAAUCAUGAAAUUAUACUUUUAGCUCUGAUUCUGUAUACAAAAUAGAUUUGUUUGGCCAAUAUCAUGGGAGGAUUUACCGGUCCUUUUGCUGGGUUAAAAUAAGUUUAUUGCGACUAAUUAAAUAACUAUCUUACAGUGUUA